GCCGUUGCUUUGUUGUUGUUUGCUCGCAUCUCGUUGUGGUAGUCCAUCAUUCAGUUAAUGAACGCGCUCGCAUUCGCACUCGCGCCACACCUCCCCUCUCGUCGCAGUCAGCAGCGCCCCCGCAUGCCAACAACGCUUCGUAACGUGUUUACGUUUCUCUAAGCCAACGUGUGUUUCUGCGCCCGUGUCUUGCGCGCGCGCGUCUGUGUGUGUGUGUGCGCUUAAUUCGCGCAUUGUAUCUAGCUAACUAACUGGCUGGCUGGCUAGCCUCUGGGCCUGGCUGGGAAAAAGACAGGAGACGGAGAAAAAAAAAACAAAAAAAGACAGUUAUGCCCUGCUGCGUCGCGCCAAUAAUAAAAACAAGCUACAUAGCUGACGCCGUCUCGUUGUCGUCGACGUCGACGUCGACGUUGUCGUUGUCGUUGUCGUCGUUUGCCUCUCUCGCGUCUGUCGAUCGUUGAUCGUUGUGUGUGUUUUGUCUUCUGUUUCGUUUUGUUAGUGUAUGUCGUGGUGUCGUUUAUUGUUGUUGCUGGUGCCGCCGCCGCUGCUGCUGCUGCUGUUGCUGUUGUUGUUACGCGCUGUGACUGACUUGUUCAAUGAUUUAGUAAAAUAUUCAUAGCUCAUUCCAAAACUUGUUCUUGUGCCUGCUGCAAAUACGACAAAAUAUAACGCGCUACGAAAUUCAAUUUCUAUGUAUCUAUCAAAUUCAUAUAUAUAUUAUAUAUAUAUAUUCGUAAUGUUUUCGAUGUGUAGCAGUAGUUAACAAUUGUUUGUGUUGUGUUGUUUUGUUUAUUUAUUUACAUUUUUUUUUUUUUGCUAUUUUAUUGUUAUUUGUUGUAAUUAUACACACAACAUCUGUAUGCUUACCUAGCUAUCAAUCAAUCAAUCAAUCAGUCAAUCGAUCAAAGUCUUUCAAACCGUCGGCGUGUGUCUCCUGCGCCUACUUCCCACUCACUCACUCUCUCGCUCUUUGUCUGUCACUCGUGUGCAAUUCGAAUACGCCGCCAAGCCAGCCACCCCCCCCAAACGUCCACCCACAAAUUGCGUGAGCCCUUUUUAUCACGCACAAACAAACAAAAAAAAAAAAAAAACAUUAACAAUUGUAUUUGGAAUAAUAAAUAAACUGUAUAUCACAAUGGAGGUGUGGCGAUCGCUAACGGUUGGCGCAUUUCUAGCAUUGGGAUUUGUUUGCUUCUAUGGCAUGGUGGAGUCGUGCAAUGAAGUCGUCUGCGCCUCGAUAGUGUCCAAGUGCAUGUUGACGCAGAGUUGCAAAUGCGAGCUUAAGAAUUGCUCCUGCUGCAAAGAGUGCCUCAAAUGUCUGGGCAAAAAGUACUAUGAGGAGUGCUGUAGUUGUGUGGAACUUUGUCCCAAACCCAACGACACACGCAACUCACUGUCCAAAAAAUCUCAUGUUGAGGACUUUGAUGGGGUGCCAGAGCUAUUCAAUGUGCUAGCUACCACUGAGGAUAGUGAAAGUGAUUUUUGGGAUGUUUUCACAUUUCAAGUGGAUUGGUCCAGGGGCAAGCCAAAACUGGAUAAAGACGAGAAAUACUAUUUGAAAUUCAAUGACAAAAAUCUAGAUGAGGCACGUGAGGAACGUGAUAAUACGCUGACAGUCAAUUGUACGGUUAUAUAUUUGGAUCAGUGCGUAUCCUUAAAUAAAUGCCGUCAAAGUUGUCAAACAAUGGGCGCUAGCAGCUAUAGAUGGUUCCACGAUGGAUGUUGUGAGUGCGUAGGAUCUACGUGCAUUAAUUAUGGAGUCAACGAGAGUCGUUGCCGACAUUGUCCAGAAUCGAAAGAGUUGGGCGAUGAUUUCGACGAUGAAAUCGAUGAGGAUAUGCAGGACUAUGGCGACAGUAUGGGUCCAUUUGAUGGCUCAGUGAAUAGCAAUUAUUGAUAACAGCGAACAAAUGCCAUUUAAAGAACAACAAAAUUUAACAAAUUAGUUACUCAAUUCAGUGACAUUAUUAUUGUGUAGUACGAAGUAAUUUUGUAUAGCAUUAUUAUUAUUAUUAUUUUUUUUUAUAUAAAUAUAUAUAUAUAUAUAUAUAAAUAUAUAAAAUAUUAAAGAAUAGGACCUUUUGAUUGUUUUUCAUUUUGAGCAGCCCGAGAUAUUUUUUAAAACCGAAAAUAAAGAUUAUACAGAAAAAUGAAA
Drosophila virilis is the source of this 2155-nucleotide messenger RNA. RefSeq names its product twisted gastrulation BMP signaling modulator crossveinless (gene cv). Gene Ontology annotation, biological process: regulation of BMP signaling pathway. The record is from RefSeq and is a predicted model, not a curated record. Lineage: Eukaryota; Metazoa; Arthropoda; Insecta; Diptera; Drosophilidae.